Suillus fuscotomentosus is the source of this 1767-nucleotide messenger RNA. RefSeq lists its product as uncharacterized. Bases 1 to 1767 code for a protein of 588 amino acids. The record is from RefSeq and is a predicted model, not a curated record. Lineage: Eukaryota; Fungi; Basidiomycota; Agaricomycetes; Boletales; Suillaceae. The transcript is spliced from 7 exons.
AUGUCUCAAAGGCCUGCCCCGGAGAAUUCUGCUCAUACGUCGGUUGGACCAUCCCGAAGUUCCAAGGUUGGCGAAGUGCGUCGCGCUUGGAAUGCCAGGAUGUGCGCAAGAGGCACAAAAUGUCGGUUUCCGCAUGGUAUUGAACUUGGCGACCACCAGGAGCAUCUUGAAGAUGUUGUUCCCCAACAAAUUGAAACAGAAGAAAAGUCAGCCAUGGAGGCUCGUGCAGCUGAGAUUGCCAGAUCUCAUGCAGCUGAGACCGAAGCUCGUGCAGCCGAGAUUGCCAGAGCUCGUGUAGCUGAGGCUAAAGCUUGUGCAGCCGAGAUUGCCAGAGUUCGUGCAGCUGAGACCAGCACUCGUGCAGCCGAGAUUGCCAAAGAAGCUGCUGCGAAGACGGUCCAGAACGCUGUGCUUGGGUCCAUUGUAACCUUCAGCGCAGGCCUUGAAUUAUCUCACCUAAUCACCGGAUUCGAGUGCUGCACCUUACGUAUUGAAAAUCUGCCUCCCAAUGUGCGGGAAGAUGAAAUCAGGCGCUUCCACCUCGUCAGCGUCAAGCCUAUGCCAGGUGGUGGCAGGCUUAGUGCUGAAAUCAUCACGGACGCUGAGUCUGGGAAAGCACUGUCGCUUGACCUCGGUGGCCUCGAGUUUAGGGACGGGAUUCUGACUCUCGAAGUAUCAGGCUACAACAGUCCCGGAAGAACUCAACCGCCAGAUGUGCUCUGGGUCCAGGUCAAAGUCGAGGUCAACACAAUGCCACCUGGUCACUUCGUACCAACAUUCCAUGACAACUCAAUCAAGAUUAGUUUCCUUUCCCCAACUAUCUCUGACGAAGAAGUUAAAACAUUUUCUGGCUCAGAUGGUGUCAGGCGGUUGACAGUGAGGGGUGGAGGUGGACUUUUCAGCGAAGAUGUCGCAUUGAUGGUACCGUUCAAGGUCCGUGCGCGGGUUUCUUCUUGGGAGGACGCGGACGUGGUGCAUACCCGUCUCAUUAACCAUCGCAUCGGGAACGUGUCCUUCUGGUUCCGGCUCCCGAAUCCCACACAGUACUCAAUCACUGUUUCUACUGAGCAAUUUCACGCACAAAAGCCUUUGUGGGAUGCCUUGAUCGGCGGCAUCAAAAACAAGCGUGCAUGCAUGGUGCAUAUUCACGAGCAGAGCGCCGUUGUCCGGAUGCGUUUGCCUGGCUCCAAGAAAGAGGCCAUUGGCGCACUCAAAACGGCAGAUUAUGGCGAGUCAAAAGCUGUUGAACAGGCUCGUGAGUUGAUCAAGGACAAGCUGGAGCAGCUCUCGUCCCUCGAGUAUACAAAGUACUCGCGAAGCAAGCUGAGGGAAACUUUUGGCAAAGACAACGUCAAAUUCGUCAUAUCUGCAUGGAGAAUUACAAUCUCUGGUGGUGAGGAAGCACGACACGCUCUCGAGCGCUUGAUCCAAGGCUCGCUCAGUGGUCCACAGACCAUCCCACACCCGUCAGGGCAGCAGUCUUGCCCGAUCUGCUAUGCCAAUGUAUCAUCAUCCCCACUUCUUCUUGGUCGUGGGCACGUCUACUGUUCUCCUUGCAUGCGUCAUUUCUUGACAUCUGCUUUGGAAUCUGGUCAGUUUCCGCACACGUGCAUGGGUGAUGAGACCCAUCCCAUUCCUAUUCCCACUAUCCAGCAAUUCCUCCCUCAAACUCCCUUCAACCGCUUGCUGGAAAUAGCAUUUCAUGUGUAUAUAUCUCGGCAUCACCAGCCUCAGGCCAGUCUGGCUGAGGCAGCUUCGCCUAGCUAG